This is a messenger RNA of Toxorhynchites rutilus septentrionalis, 3112 nucleotides long. RefSeq names its product serine/threonine-protein kinase grp (gene grp). The transcript has 7 exons. Lineage: Eukaryota; Metazoa; Arthropoda; Insecta; Diptera; Culicidae. Gene Ontology annotation, biological process: DNA damage checkpoint signaling; protein phosphorylation; microtubule cytoskeleton organization. The record is from RefSeq and is a predicted model, not a curated record. The coding region runs from base 1367 to 2839 and encodes 490 amino acids. Gene Ontology annotation, molecular function: tau-protein kinase activity; protein serine/threonine kinase activity; ATP binding. Gene Ontology annotation, cellular component: cytoplasm.
CCGCACACAGUUCGCUGGAAGUUAUCGUCGUGUGUGGAGGUACGUUUAGUUGCUUUUUUUGCUCGAUUUCGUGCGCCUUUUUUUCCUCCUGAUUCCAAUUUCAUUUCCGCGAACGAAGAAGGUGAAGCAAGAUCGCGAAAGCAUUUUUUGUUACUCUACAUAGCGAGUUUUGCCAACGUGGUUUUGGAAGAAUGAUGUUUGCGAAUCGCGUGCCUGGAACUCAACAGUGAACACGAAAUCGAUGUGGGCGUUAUUGGAGGACAUAACGCACUCAAGAAAGAUCAGCGGGAGCAUGCUGGAGAAAUGAAAGCUUUCGCACAGAACAGGCAAUAAUCUCGGAACGAUAAAAAGAAGCGAAAACGGUGAGAAAAGGCUCUUUUUGUGCUGUUGCGCUAGCAGAUAGAGUUGUGUUGGUGCGAGAGCAACACAACUCCUGGACUAGUUCGGAGCCGCUGAGUGCGCAACGGAGUGGAUACGUGUGUGUGAGUGCGUUCGUUCUACCAUUUGCCAUUAGCCACAUUUUUCUUCAUUCUUUCGGCACAUACCGCACAAAGAAGUAACGACAAAAAAAAGACUGAUUUUGCAGAAAUUUCGCUAGAUUGUGUUCAGAGUGGAAUAGUUUAAGAUUUCUGUGGUGACUAGUACAAGAGCUCGAGCCCGGUCCAUGAUUGCUGCAAUUUGAGUUAUCCGGCCAGUGAAGUACUUGGUGGUACACGACUGCAUCGGUGUGUACCGUGCCUCGUUCGGAGAAUUCGGGCCGACCUACUAGGGCAUGGCAACACUGUUCCCGGUAACGUUUCAAAACGAUUGUUUGAAUCGAUACGGAAAACGACCGGUGUUCCUCACAUUUCCUAGUGUUAUCCAUCUGCUGGCUGCUGGAAAAAACGGAUCUGUUUUUGGAUUCCACCACCGAUAGCGCGGACGAACAUAUCACAAAGGCAACGUUGAGACGUGCUCAUAACUCUUUGGCAAGUUUGGCAAGGUGCCAAAAUUAUUAAUAUCACACUAUCCACCAGAGCCAAUUUCUCGUAGAUAUUGUCCCAGUCGAAUUGUGCACGUUUGGAAUUGCAGCUAAAACCGAAAGAAACACAACCAGAAAGGGUUUCCCUACCGUGUUACCAUUUCCGCCAGGCACACUUCAGUGUUUGGGUGAUAUACAUGUGUGUGGUCACACGACCGCCGCCGCUGUUGCCACUGAACGCCAACCAAGGGCCAAAAAAAGUUCUACAACUACCAGCAUCGACAGUGAUCCGGUUUUUUGUGCGGUAGCGAAUAAUUUGGAUCGAAAUCAAAAUCCAAUCUGGGACAGUACCGGCGGAUUGUUGCAGCUUUCUGACUAAGGGGGAAAAACCUAACAGAGCCAGCCAUGACAUCGUCACAACCGAACAGAGAAUUUGUUGAAGGAUGGACGCUGGCACAGACUCUCGGAGAAGGAGCUUACGGGGAAGUAAAACUGCUAAUCAACCGCCAGUCGGGUGAGGCCGUCGCGAUGAAGAUGGUCGAUCUGAAAAAACAUCCAGAUGCUGAGAGUUCCGUCAAAAAGGAGGUUUGCAUCCAGAAGAUCCUGCAGCAUACCAACAUACUGAAGUUCUUCGGUAAACGGACGCAGUGCGAUAUCGAAUACAUUUUCCUGGAAUAUGCUGCCGGAGGAGAACUUUUCGACCGAAUCGAACCGGACGUCGGGAUGCCCAUCCCGGAGGCACAACGUUACUUCAAUCAGCUGCUAUCGGGGGUGGACUAUCUGCACAUGCGCGGGGUAGCCCAUCGUGAUCUCAAGCCGGAAAACCUGCUACUAGACGAGCAUGAUGUCGUAAAAAUAUCAGACUUCGGAAUGGCGACCAUGUUUAGAAUGAAAGGACGCGAGCGUUUGCUGGACAAGAAGUGCGGCACGCUGCCGUAUGUUGCACCGGAAGUGCUAGUGAAACCGUAUCAAGCGACGCCCGCGGACAUUUGGUCCUGUGGAAUUAUCUUGGUCACAAUGCUAGCCGGGGAACUGCCUUGGGAUCAACCGUCGUCUGCCUGCCAAGAGUAUCUCUGCUGGAAGGAGAACAACUAUACCACCGGAACGCCAUGGAGCAAGCUGGACACACUAACGCUUUCAUUGUUGCGGAAAAUUUUGGUACCGAAUCCAUCCCAGCGACUGACGCUGGAUAAGAUCCAGGAGCACAAGUGGUGUCAGACUCAGUUCAACCAUAACAAUGGUCUAUCCAACGAGGGCGGAAACAGAUGCGAUGUUGUGGACGGAGUUGUUUCGCCUCGUGCCAAGCGGUUGUGUUCAAACCAGGAUCUCUCCACGCCACUGGAUGAUUCAACUUCACGGAUGUGUCAAUCUCAGCCGGUUCCCACUAUUACCCACACCGAGGUGAACGGCGUGGAGGAAGCCAUCGAAGCACGCAAUGGAUUCUGUUUCUCGCAGCCCACUAUGCUUGACGAUCUUAUUCUGUGUACCCAACUGAAUCCAACGCAAUCGCUGGGAGCGACUCAAUCCAACCAGUUCCAGCGAUUGGUACGUCGCAUGACCCGAUUCUUCGUGUCCACUAAGUGCGAUGAGACGCUGAAGCGCCUGUCUUCGACGCUAGAGAAACUCGGCUUUAGUUGGAAGUCAAACGACGAAGGUGUUAUCACAAUCUCUACCAUCGAUCGGCGAAAGUUGCAGCUCAUAUUCAAGGCCAAUAUUGUCGAGAUGGAUGGAAAAAUACUCUGUGAUUUCCGGUUGUCCAAAGGAUGUGGGCUCGAGUUCAAACGACGCUUCGUUCGGAUCAAGCAGAGUCUGGCGGAUAUUGUACUGAAGGGCCCUGUAACGUGGCCGAUUGCCAUCGCAACCAAUUCGGUGCCUUAGAGGAACUGAACUACGAACUGCCAAAUAUUUUGGACGCAUUUUUCUAGAGUCUCUACACGGAUAUGAAAUAUAAUUUUGUACGCUGGACGGAACUGUAAGUUAUGGAUUGGGUUUCUGACCCUGAGACGACGUAUACGUUUAUCAGUAUGUAAAAAAGGUAAUGAAUUCAGGGAUUUGGUUUAGUUUCGUUUUUUGCAAUGGAAACUGCGAUCGUUGACAAAAAAAAGGCUUAGCGUUUGAGAUAUCAGCGAAAAUAAAUGUUUUGUAACAAAA